GUUUCCACGUGCCUCUGUUUGUAAACAACUCAAAUCGGCGUCGCGUUUUGACGUGAAAUUUGUUUGAAGUUCCUUCUCGAUUACCAGGUGGAAGAUGUCCGUCAGUGCUCCUAGUAUUUUCAUGCUGAACGUGACAGGCCAAGUGGAGAGCGGAAAGUUUAUCGAAGGAGAUAAUCUGUAUUUCUCAUACUGCUUUACUUCAGGGCAAGACUGGGAGGCCAUUUCUGGUCUGGAAGAGUGCAUCUCUCAGAUAACGCGUCGUAGUGAUGACGAGAGACAGAUCUUCACCUGGAAUUUCCCAAUCGAUAUUACCUUCAAAUCAACUAAUCCCUUUGGAUGGCCCCAGUUGGUGCUGAGUAUUUAUGGAACAGAUAUCUUUGGAAACGAGGUAGUUAUGGGGUACACAGCAUGUCACCUUCCAUUGGCUCCUGGAAAACACACGCGCAAACUCACCACUUUUGUACCAGAAUCCGCAUCUACCAUUCAAAAAUUCAUGGCCUGGCUGACAGGGCGAAGACCAGAGUUUGUCGACCCAAAAUUAAUAGCACAGGGCAGGGGACGAGAAGUGACCCGCGUAAGAUCUCAAGGAGAAGUAACAGUCUCUUUCAACGUAAUGAUGAAGGACUUUGCCAAGCUUGGAUAUGACUGCGGCGCUCCUCCACGAACACCCUACUUUGAUGUUCCUGUCCAGAACGUCAAAGGACCCGUGCUAAGUGGUGCAGGACAUAGUGAAGCUUAAUACAUAUGGAUGGAAGUUGCUUGAUCCAUAUAGCAUAAUCUCUGGUUGUGUAGAGUUAUUAUGCUCUUCUUCCAUACCACAUAGUCUUAGCCAAAUGAUGUAUAGUCAUGAGAGAAUGUAUUAUAAUGCAGUUUGGCUGAAGCUUUAUAGUACAAAAGAGUUUUGCAGUUUGAAAGGAACAGAGGUUGACCUGGAUCUGUAAUACUUUCUUAGUGUUUCAGUGUAAUGGCAACUGUCAUGUACUAAUGUAUGGUAAAAUACUUUUUUUUUUUACAUUUUACAUAUUUUUGGAUAUGUGUGUAGGCCCUUCAAAAUUUAAUUUUGUGAAUAAUGGUAGAAGUUUAAAGCUAUUUUCUAAUCAUUUGUACUGCUAGUCAUUUCUACAUAAAGUAUUUAGGUAUUUGAUUUUUAUACAAGUAUUUUUUAUUAAAUUCCAUUACAACUAUAUGAUUACUGAAGUCUU
Penaeus vannamei (Pacific white shrimp) is the source of this 1202-nucleotide messenger RNA. RefSeq names its product B9 domain-containing protein 1 (gene B9d1). Gene Ontology annotation, cellular component: MKS complex. The record is from RefSeq and is a predicted model, not a curated record. Gene Ontology annotation, biological process: cilium assembly. NCBI's taxonomy places the organism in Eukaryota, Metazoa, Arthropoda, Malacostraca, Decapoda, Penaeidae.